This is a messenger RNA of Diospyros lotus (date-plum), 848 nucleotides long. RefSeq names its product mitochondrial fission 1 protein A. Lineage: Eukaryota; Viridiplantae; Streptophyta; Magnoliopsida; Ericales; Ebenaceae. The coding region runs from base 141 to 644 and encodes 167 amino acids. The record is from RefSeq and is a predicted model, not a curated record. The transcript has 5 exons. Gene Ontology annotation, molecular function: protein binding. Gene Ontology annotation, biological process: peroxisome fission; autophagy of mitochondrion; mitochondrial fission. Gene Ontology annotation, cellular component: mitochondrial outer membrane; peroxisomal membrane.
UCACCGCCUAUUGGUUUAGGCACGUGAGUGUAAUUGCAUUUGCAGGGUGGAGUCCGUUUAGAAAGAUCGUAUUUGCUUUGCUCUCACAAUCCUUUUGCUUUUGCUCUUGCGGGUUUUUGGUGGUGGUCGUAAGAAGUGCAAUGGAAGCAGCGAUCGGGAAAUUCUUUGGAUCGGUCGGCAACUUCUUCUCCGGCGGGGAUCAGAUCCCUUGGUGCGACGCCGACAUCAUCGCUGGUUGUGAGCGUGAGGUUGCUGAGGCAGAGAAAGGUUCGUCUGAUGAACUAAAAAGUGAAUGUAUUAUGAGGUUAUCAUGGGCACUUGUUCACUCAAGACGACCAGAAGAUGUGCAGCGUGGCAUAGCUAUGCUUGAAGCUUCUCUGACAGGCAUUAGCAGCCCUCUGGUGAUGAGAGAGAAGCUUUAUCUUCUGGCUGUUGGAUAUUAUAGAAGUGGCGAGUAUUCAAGGAGCAGGCAGCUUGUUGAACGAUGUCUGCAGAUUGCUCCUGAUUGGCGGCAGGCCCUGAGGCUAAAGAAGACAAUUGAAGAUCGGAUUACAAAAGAUGGAGUGAUUGGAAUAGGCAUCGCGGCAACUGCCGUAGGACUGUUGGCUGGCGGUGUUGCGGCGGCCCUGACCCGGAAGAACUGAUGACAACCAUCCGUCGGGGGUUACUGUUCCUCCUAUACAUAUAUAUACACGACGUGUAUCUCUUGUCUUUCUCCGAGCGUGUAUCUAGAUGUUCGUUGGUUCUAAUUAGCUGGCUGUCUUGGUUCUUUUUUUUGCCUUGUGUUCAUACCAUAUAUGAUGUGAAGAAGAUUUGAUAAUAAUGCAUAAUGCUUACUUGCUAGAACA